Molecule: messenger RNA, 657 nt
Organism: Nicotiana attenuata
Lineage: Eukaryota; Viridiplantae; Streptophyta; Magnoliopsida; Solanales; Solanaceae
Exons: 4
Coding region: 1-657 (218 amino acids)
Source: RefSeq, a predicted model, not a curated record
AUGGUCAAGAGUGACAACACAGUUGUUAGUCAUUUCAUGACCCAACCGAAGCUGAAUGGUCGACAGGCUAGAUGGAAGGAACUCCUAGCGGAAUUUCACUUCAACUUGGAGUACCGAAGUGGGAAGACUAAUCAUGUUGCUGAUGCGCUCAGUCGGAGAGCUGAUGUAGCAUCAGUGAGGAGAUCUGCGAAGGACUCUUCUGGCGGAAUGUUACGAUACUUUGUGGUACGGCCAUCCAGUUUUCUGAAACCUUUUCGGGAAGAUAUGGAGGAUCCUUCACGGAGCCAACUCACAAUACCCAGUAUUCGGGACCCCAACUCAACUGGGAAAAGGCUUGCUGAAGCUAUUCUUGAUGAUCGAUACGGUGCCGAGGACGUCGCCACUCAAGUGGAGGAGAAUGUCAUGGGCGGCUUUACAUCCAUGCUGCAUGACCCCUUAGACGCGCCCCAUGGCGUCCUAGCAAGCCUCCCAAUGCCUAGCGCCAUGGACGGAUUCGUAGUCUUGGCUGCGCCAAGUGACAAGCGCGCAUAUGCCUCUGUCGCCCCACCGAUAAUCCUCGCCAGCGCCCAACCGCAGGCAGAUGCCAACAUUGCCGCACGUGCAGACCUUGAUGCCAAAGACAAGGUUGCUGACAACGGACAUGUUUCUACCUCGUAG